This is a messenger RNA of Rhea pennata, 3518 nucleotides long. It is a transcript of the gene EDA2R, whose product is annotated as ectodysplasin A2 receptor. The record is from RefSeq and is a predicted model, not a curated record. Gene Ontology annotation, molecular function: tumor necrosis factor receptor activity; protein binding. Gene Ontology annotation, cellular component: plasma membrane. Bases 246 to 1769 code for a protein of 507 amino acids. Lineage: Eukaryota; Metazoa; Chordata; Aves; Rheiformes; Rheidae. Gene Ontology annotation, biological process: positive regulation of canonical NF-kappaB signal transduction; tumor necrosis factor-mediated signaling pathway; positive regulation of JNK cascade. The transcript is spliced from 10 exons.
GAGCGGGGGCAGCGCGCCGCAAAUGAGCCACUGACUGUGAGCAUGAACUGCAGUAAUUAGUGACUCACUUUCUAUGCUUAUCUGGGAGAGACGUCAUGUCAAAUGAAUCUUGAUCCUUCAGAGACUAGCAAGCCUGUCCAAACGUCCGUUUCCAAAAGGCAGCCCACAUGGGAGCGGCAGGAGAUUAGAUAGAGGAGUGCAGAAAGAGCCAGCACGGGAAGGCUCCCGGCACCUCUCCAGCUUCAAUGGACUGCCAAGAGAGUGAGUGUUUGGAUGAGCAUGAGAAGAGCACCCUGUGUAGAUCUUGUAUGCCUGGGCAGGAACUUUCCAAGGAUUGUGGAGAUGGUGGAGCAGGGGAUGCGCAGUGCGUUGCUUGCCCUCCUAGGAAGUUUAAGGAUAGCUGGGGACACCAUGGCUGCAAGCCCUGUCUGUCUUGCGCCCUCAUCAACCGUGUCCAGAAAUCCAACUGCACAGCAACUACCAAUGCAGUCUGCGGAGAAUGCCUGCCGGGGUUCUACCGUAAGGCCCGGAUCAGCGGGCAGCUCGAAUGGGAGUGCAUCCCGUGCACCAAGCAGACGCCCUCCUCCGAGCCUCAGUGUCGGACCAGAACAAACCUGGUGAAGGUAGCUGUCCCCACUGUACCACCACAAGACACAGCCCUUCUUGCACUGACCAGCAGUGCCCUGGUCAUCAUUGUACUGGUACUUCUGGCACUCUCCAUCAUCUACUGCAAGCGUUUUUGGAAGAGCCAGUGCCAGCGAGUCUUCCUGAGGACUCAGAAUUUCUCAAGCCAGCGAGCAAUGUUCCCGGCCUCAGCUGCGCCUGGCAGAUUUCUGUGUGAAGAACAGAUGUCUGGUCCCUGCUGCCUGGGUGUAAAGAACCUGAGCCCCUGCUACAGGCAGGCAGAAGGCCCUGUGGAAGCAGUUCAGUUCAUUUCAGACGGAGAAGCCAUUGGUCUUCAACUCCCAGCUCUCCAGCCAGAGUUGGAAUUGCCUCAGGUGACUGCCAUCAGCCCUGCUCCCAAAUCCCAGCUGGUGAGGAGCGUCCUGGAAACUCAGCCCCUGAUCAGAAACUCGGGCUGCGGCGACUGCUUCCUGGGGGUCUUGUCUCCCUCUGACUUCAGGCAGGGCCCAGCCGGGGUGGUGGAGGCCCUGGCCCCUCUCUCAUCGUGUGCCUCAGAAAUGCAACACAAAUGGCCCCAUGCCCCAGUGGAGUGUACAGAGCUCGAUCUGCAGAAGUUCUCCACCCAGAUGGACUUUGUGGGCAAUGAAAGAUCAGAAGAUGCAGCGAGCCAGCUGGCUCAGAGAAUCCCAAAAGAGAACAACAAUGGAGCACUUGAAGCGAAGAAUGGACUUGUUUUGGAUCUGACAAGGGGCCUGUCCUCAGCCUUCCAAAAUCCUACUGCUGAAAGAGGGGAGCAACCGGUGAAUGAUGCCCAGAGCCUUGUAACUCAGAUCAGCAGCACUACAAAGGGUCUCCUAGUGGCAGAGCUGCCCCAUUCCUUGGUGCAGUCACUUGCCUUCUUGCUAGACCCUUCCUUGAAUGGUGUGAAGAAUUUCAGCCACGUGGCACUGGAGCUGGGUGUCACACCCCAACUGUUGGGAAAGAUAUCUGGAUUUGAGCAACUCAUCACUCACUUCACCUACUCAGGAGACACUGUCACCAUUCCUGUCCUGGCUCAAGCUCUGCAGCGACUCCAGCGGUUUGAUGCCUUGCUUCUGCUGUGCGAUCACUUUGCUCUCAGCCAUAUUCACGGCCACCAGUGCUAAGAGGAGACAGGGAAGGCACAGAGGAAACUCUAAGCACUGUCUUUUUUUUGGUAGGGGAGAGGAUCUGGUAUCACCAUGGUCACAUAAUCUCUUCCAUGUGCAUGUGGUGAUUAUGUGGAGAUGAUAUUUGCAUCAUGGAAUAGAAGCAUGUGAGCAGGAACAUCCCUCCUAGGAGAAGAGCAGAGGCGUGCUGGGGAGGUGACAACAUCAUGUAUCCUCACAACCUUCACCUCUGCCCUUGUGGGUAGUUGUGAGGUUUUUCUCAGGCCCCUCCAGAAUCUGUUUUUCUUCAGCUAUAUUUACAUUCUUGUCCAGAAACUGAGUGGCCUCACAGUUGCUGUGCUGUCUGCUCGGUGGAUUGGUGAUGGUGUGUAAUAUUCUUUGCAAACUGUUAGCCUUCUAGGCCUUAUGAUUAUUUCUGUAAGGUUCCUCAGCCACGUUUGGUGCUGAGCUUUGGUGUUUGAGGACGGCCUUUGAGCUGUCCCUACUUUAGUGAUGGAACAAUUCUUCGGGGGCUGUACAGGAGGGUCCUAAGGUAUCUUCCACUUUAAUGGCAUUGAGUGUUGACUUCUCCUCAGUUGUGCAGCUUUCUUACAGGCCCAACAAUCACUUCUUUCCCAUUCCAGCUUUUCAGAUGUUGGACCUUCUUUAUUUGGCCCAUACUGUGUUUUUUUGGUUCCUGUUGCCACUUUUUCAGUUUACUUUUUGUUUGCUUCUUCCUCUGCACAGUUCUUGGAGGAGAACCUGUUUGAUCACUAUGGCAGAAGGGGUUAGCUGUUCAGUUCAUGUGCCACCCCAAAAAGUGGCAUGUUUAUUCCAUUUCCCUUUUGUGAAAUGGUAUAGUUUUCUUAAAGGAGUUUUGGACUGAAGAUCAGGACUUUUAGAUAUCAGUUCUUAAAGUUUAUUGCUGUAUUGCUCUCAGCCAGGGCAGCAAUUUGUUUGCUGUCUUCCCCGGUCUCCUGUGAAACGCGUCUGCUCUGAUUUCUGGUUUUAAGACCUGAUGCUAUGGUGACACUUUGGGGUAGCAGAGGCAGGGCCACGUCCACUAAAUUCUGCAGAUCCCCGUGAGACGGCUGGAGGCUUGUGACUAGAAAGCAAUUAGUGUCAUGCCAGCACCAGGCGCAUACAGAUUUAGCUGAAGACCGAAGCUCCUUAGCACAGCUUCAUUGCAGGGAGUAUAAAGUCACUGUGCCAAUAAUGGCAGGGCAGGCUUGUUUUAAAAUGAUCUUUUUCUGCCUAAAAAUGAUGUAAUUUUCUGGUCUCUGAGAGCGCCUGUUGUGGAGGGGAACACCCUUCUGUAUUUAAAUUGCUCUUGGAGGAUCUGUCAGAGCUUGCAACAGUUUCGCCUGCGUUAGACUCUCCCAUGUUCUUGGAUGUCAUCCCCCAGGGCAGAUUCCACGGCUGGUGGCUACAGGUUCCCGGGCUGUUUUCAUGAAGCUGCCACCAGCUCCUGGGUUUUUGGUGUUGAGCAGGAUUUUCCUGGGCAGUUUGGCGGGCUGGAUUUGAGGGGAUGUGAUCGAGUAUGAGACUAUCAGGGUCAGCCGCGGGGCUGGAGAGGACCUGCCGCUUGGAAGCUAUGCGGGCAGAAGCAAUGUUAAUCCAGGCCUCUCGCUCCGGUAUUUUUGUCAGGGGCGCAUACUUGAGCAGAAAAGGAGGCACACCCCAGCCCCGCAGCCCCCGGGGAGAGGCCGUGCGGAGGCGGGAGGAAUCCGGGGCUGGCCAUCAGCUGCAGGAAGCUGCCCCGGCGAA